UGCAGAAGGAAGGGAUCAUGGGGCUGGUAAUGAGGGAUCUGAUAAUGAUGAGAAGAAUUCGGGGGAUAAUGGUAGUGAAGGACAGGAGAGUCGUAUCGUAGUACGAAAUACAUAUGGGAGAGCCAAGCGUAGCUGCUCUGUUGGUGAUUAUGGUAAGGUACCAGCCACGGAGGCAGAAAAGCAGACCGUCCAUUUCCUGAAUGGCGCAAAUAUUAGAGAUAAAAGGAAGAAAAAUACUUUACGUUAUAUUAUGAAAGUGAAAUGGAAUGAAGAUACACAUGAAAAAAAAAGGAAAGGAACGUGAAGCCUUCUUUGACUCAUGCCUCAAAAAAUUCAAGGACUAUUAUGUCUAUCAAAAGGGACUGAAGCCAGGAGAGGGGGAUAGAGCUGCUAAAGAGUUCAUGAGCAAGAAAUUGAAGAGUAUCCCUUAUGAGGAAAAGAGUCGGGCUGAUUUAUCAGCUGAAAACGCAAGGAAAAGGGGACUGAAAUCAGCUACUCGGCGUGAUUUCAAGCCUCAUUACUUCAACAAACGCACCUUGGAUAAACUGUGUAAUUAUUGGGAGAGCGAAGAGUUUCAAAUUAAGUCAAAAAAUGGAAAAGAAGCCCGAAAGAAGAUGCAACACAUCCAUCACAGCGGGGCCAAGUCUUUUGACGAGAGACGUGAGGAGCUCGAAGAAAAAAACAAUAGGAAAAUUUCUGAGUUGGAGUUCAUAUCCCAUGUGUACUGCCUUGACGAUCCGAAAACUCAGAAAUUGAAGGAAGAUAUUGAAAAGGCAUUGGCUUCACUACCCACAGAACCAGAGGAUGAGGAGAUGGCAGAUCCUCCACCAUCACCGAAUACACUCAAAAUGAAUCAGCGAAGGAAGGCAUUGAGCUUAAUAAUACAAGUGAGGCCUCCGAAAAAGGUAAAAGCUAUCCUUUUCCCUCGACAUUCAGUGACAGAGGUUCUCGGAGCCUAUGAGGCAGCCAAGUUUGCAAGCACCCAGCCCAAACAGAAUUCUACUCCAUCACAGCUGUCUAAUGAUUCAGUGGAUCUUGUCGUGGGGGUUUCAGCAGAGGUGCAUCGAAUGGUUCGUUCUUUAGAGAUGAGUGAGGUCCCACGUAGCUUUUUAAAUGAGCAGAUGCAUCGCCUAGCUGAUGAGGCCUUUCCAGAUCAUGAUGAUCCGAUGCAGCAAGAAUUGUGGAGUCAGUAUAUGCGCUUGGCAACGGAUUUUGUUGUGGAUGCCCUCAAAAUGAACGAUAAGGUCAUUUUAGAGGGUACUAGUAUUGAAAAAGCUCCAAUGGAUCGCGACAUCUCAGGAAACCAUGAUGAUGAAGACAUAGACGAAGAUGCAGAUCAAUUUCCCUUGUAACUGAUGCAAGGUUUAUGAGUGACUAACUCAUCUUUUGAGGCUAACUUUUUGAAACUCACUUAGACUUUUAAGACUCAAAUGCUCAUGUGGAUGUAUGCAUAUAAUGUUGUAAGUUGUUAGCCUAAC
Messenger RNA from Daucus carota subsp. sativus, 1478 nucleotides. RefSeq lists its product as uncharacterized. Bases 267 to 1352 code for a protein of 361 amino acids. NCBI's taxonomy places the organism in Eukaryota, Viridiplantae, Streptophyta, Magnoliopsida, Apiales, Apiaceae. The record is from RefSeq and is a predicted model, not a curated record. The transcript is spliced from 6 exons.